Molecule: messenger RNA, 1486 nt
Organism: Cololabis saira (Pacific saury)
Lineage: Eukaryota; Metazoa; Chordata; Actinopteri; Beloniformes; Belonidae
Gene: pbx2
Product: pre-B-cell leukemia homeobox 2
Exons: 8
Coding region: 50-1252 (400 amino acids)
Biological process (GO): regulation of transcription by RNA polymerase II; brain development; neuron development
Cellular component (GO): nucleus
Molecular function (GO): RNA polymerase II cis-regulatory region sequence-specific DNA binding; DNA-binding transcription factor activity, RNA polymerase II-specific
Source: RefSeq, a predicted model, not a curated record
UCGUCAGAACACCGGGUCGGGUGCGAGUGCGCACACUCGGCUCUGAACGAUGUUGCAGCCGGAGCCGCCUCCUCUGACGGGCAGCCUGAGCCGCGGACUCGCAGUGAGCGGACACGCCGCCAUGCACGCACUGAGCGCGGGGCACGGCCCCGGCCACCCCCGCUCGGCCGGCGGGGAGCCGGGCCUGGACGGCGGGGAGAACGGGCUGGAGAGUCGGCGGGACAUUGGAGACAUCCUGCAGCAGAUCAUGACCAUCACCGACCAAAGUUUGGACGAGGCGCAGGCCAAGAAACACGCACUCAACUGUCACCGAAUGAAGCCAGCAUUGUUCAGCGUUUUGUGCGAGAUCAAGGAGAAAACUGGCCUGUCGAUGAGGAACGCCCAGGAGGAGGAGCCCCAGGACCCCCAGCUGGUGCGCCUGGACAACAUGCUGUUAGCGGAGGGCGUCGCAGGGCCGGAGAAGGGCGGCGGAGCUGCUGCCGCCGUGUCGGCCGCCACCAGCUCAGGAGGGAUGUCGCCUGACAGCUCGCUGGAGCACUCCGACUACAAAAGCAAGCUGAGCCAGAUUCGCAGUAUUUACCACACUGAGCUGGAGAAGUAUGAGCAGGCGUGCACCGAGUUCACCACCCACGUGAUGAACCUGCUGAGGGAGCAGUCGCGCACGCGGCCCGUCACCCCGCGGGAGAUCGAGCGCAUGGUGGGAAUCAUCCACCGCAAGUUCAGCUCCAUCCAGACGCAGCUGAAGCAGAGCACGUGUGAGGCCGUCAUGAUCCUGAGGUCCCGCUUCCUCGAUGCUCGACGCAAGAGGCGCAACUUCAGCAAGCAGGCCACGGAGGUCCUGAACGAGUAUUUCUACUCGCACCUGUCCAACCCAUACCCCAGCGAAGAAGCCAAAGAGGAACUUGCCAAAAAUUGUGGAAUCACCGUCUCACAGGUCUCCAACUGGUUUGGUAACAAGAGAAUCCGCUACAAGAAAAAUAUCGGCAAGUUCCAGGAAGAGGCCAACCUCUACGCCAUGAAGACAGCCUUGGGGGCCCGACAGGGCGACGACUCCCCGCACACUCCCAACUCCCCAGGAUCCGGGUCCUUCUCACUGUCUGGGUCGGCUGACAUAUUCCUCGGCGGUCCACCCGUGAACGGCGAGCAGUCUGCCUACCAACUGGGAGUGCAGUCUAACGGAAACUGGCCGGGCCGAAACUCGCCCCCGUCCGGCGCUUCUCCCCACAGCGACCAAUCAGACAACUCCGACUGAUGGCCCCGCCCACUGGCACAGAGCGACAGCGAUGGAAAGAUUGACGGCGGACAAGACAGACAGAAUGAAACCACACUUCCCACCUGGCUGCAGUUGUUUUUGGAUGUUGGGUUAUUUCAAAUGUACAUUGUCCUUUUUUCUUUUGAAACUGCUCAGCGUCGGUCAUUCUUACGUUGGUGGGAUUAGCCGGGUGCACAGUUGGUCGGGUGUGUGUGUGCGUGUGACUGCGUGUGU